Zonotrichia leucophrys gambelii is the source of this 379-nucleotide messenger RNA. It is a transcript of the gene PPT2, whose product is annotated as palmitoyl-protein thioesterase 2. The annotation marks the transcript as partial. The transcript is spliced from 3 exons. Lineage: Eukaryota; Metazoa; Chordata; Aves; Passeriformes; Passerellidae. The record is from RefSeq and is a predicted model, not a curated record.
AUGGGGAUGCGGCCGGCGCUGUGGCGCGCGGGUGGGGGAGGGGCGGCGCUGCUGCUGCUGCUGCUCCUCCCCCUCCUCCCCCUCCCCCUCCCCUUUUCGGGGGGAUUUGGGGCGGGGGUCGCGGCCGGGGGGGAGGGGGCGGGGCCGUUCCGGCCCGUGGUGAUCGUGCACGGCCUGUUCGACAGCCCCAGCGACUUCCGGCACCUGCGGCAGUUCAUCAACGAGAGCCACCCUGGCACGGAGGUGACGGUGCUGGACCUGUUUGACCGGGGGGCGUCGCUGCGCCCGCUCUGGCUGCAGGUGGCCGGGUUCCGGCAGGCGCUGGCGCCCAUCAUGGCCAACGCUGCCCACGGGGUGCACCUGCUGGGCUACAGCCAGG